CCCCCCGGGGCCAGCCCUGUCAAUACUCAACCCCACAUGACAUUGGGACAUCGAACCCACUCUAUAUAAGGGCGUGUUUAAUAGCGGGAGAAGGAGAGAGAGAGAGAUAGUGACAAGGAUAUAUUUCCCUUACAAGCUACAAGCCCGUUUUGACUAAUUCUGUUUUGAAAAAACUGUGAUUUCACGUUGAAGGAAGUGGAACAAACAAGAGAUCCAUUAUUUAGGCGAGAUUCAUUCAUAUUUCAUCGCACUUACCAGCCUACCGACUGACGUACAUUUACACAAUAGGAGACAACGGAUGGCAUGAGGUGGUAGUGUACUUAUAGGUAUAACAUUGCAGACCGUUGUCAUUUUAACCCGGCUUGUUACAAGAUGGCCUUAGUACAAUAGCAAGGCGUGUUACAUCGUAUUAUACUACUUGAUCUACUACUACUAACAUUCGAAUCAGGGUUUCAUUCACCUAUAUCUCAGGGGGGGGGGGGGGUCCCCGCCCCGGGGAAAGCCAAGUUCCCCCCCGGAGCAAAAGUAUGUCAAACAAUAAAUCAACUGGCCGUGCCCCCCCCCCCCAACCGAAAAAAUUUAAGUGCCCCCCCCCCCGGGGAAAAAUUACUGAAACAAUCACUUGUUCGAAUUGAGAACAUUUGCUUUUAACUGACUUAGAAAUGUGACAACUUUUGCUAAUGAUCUAGACCUAGAUAAAUUGUUUACGCAUGAAUCUUUUUAUCUCGUUGAGUUGUUUCUUUUUUGUUUUUUGUUAAAUUGUUUUUAAUUGCAGUUUCGUUACAAUAAAAUGUUUUUUUAAUUCAUAUCUUAGACAACGCUUGUCACAUGAACAAAUCACCGAUACAUUCGUUGAAUUUAUCGUAAUAAAAAAAAAAAAGCGGACAUUUAGGUGAUUUGACGCGCAAAAUGCAACGAAAGACCCGUAGGAAUGGAACUCGUUCGUUUAUCAAGAGCUGCCUGUUUACCAAAAUCAGAGAUCCUCGGCAUGGGCUAUAUAGCCCCCCAGGAUAUUUAUUAGGAGCCAGAAAGGCUUUGAUGAAAAAGGAUUGAUGUAUAAUAAAGAACAGUUGUUAAUAUACGUGUAUCAAUGAAAGGAAAGGGGGCCAUGGGGGGUAACUCAAAUGAUGUAGGAGGGCGGCGAACAAAGAAAGGUUGUGUUAAAUAAAAUUAUUUUAUCACCUUCUUAUUUCUUUACUGCCACUCUCUCUCUCUCUCUCUCUCUCUCUCUCUCUCUCUCCCUCCCUCCCCCUUUCUCACUCUCUCUCCCUCCCCCCUCGCUCACUCUCUCUCACUCACUCUCUCUCCCUCCCUCUCUCAGUCUCCUCUACCUCUAUCCCUCACCCCUCUCCCCUCUCUUUCUCCACCCCUCUCCUCUCUUGAAGGCGAUCCAUGCCUGCGGUGUGCCCUCUCCUCUCUUGAAGGCGAUCCAUGCCUGCGGUGUGCCCUCUCCUCUCUUGAAGGCGAUCCACGCCUGCGGUGUGCCCUCUCCUCUCUUGAAGGCGAUCCAUGCCUGCGGUGUGCCCUCUCCUCUCUUGAAGGCGAUCCAUGCCUGUGGUGUCUGUGCCUUACAUUCUUAGGUUGGCAUUGCUGUAAGAUCGAACGUCUAUUAGUGUUAAUCCAGUCGUUCAUUAAUUAUCGCGCAACUUCUUAAUUUACGCCGAUUCUGACCAUUUGCGCCAAUUCUGUGCCAGCCCUACAUUUAUAUUAAAAGCAUAAAAUCCUUAUUAAUGCCCCCCCCCCCACCCCGGAAUGUCUACUCGACUCAUUAAAUCUUACGUAUUAAUAAGAUUGUCCCGUAGAAGCUCACAGCAUUGUACAAUUUAUCGAAGCUUCAGAAGCUUGAAACAAUUCAGCACCAAUGCCAACAACACUACCUCUUGAUAUCGCCGAAGUUAUGGCUUAAAUCUGACCCUACCAUGGAUCUACCAUUAAAGCAAGCUACACAUUAAAACACGCCCCAAAGGCUUUCUGAUGGGUUCGGUGAACAUCCUCGUGAUAUUGAAUAAAACAUGCCAUCCGCGGUCUCUACCGAUUUCAACGGAGAUGAACACAACCUCACAUCAGAUGCAUCCAUCACGGCUCUAAUGUCUUGCUCUAAUGUCUUGCUCUAAUGUCCUGCUCUAAUGUCUCGCUCCAGUGUCUUGUUCUAAUGACUUGCGCUAAUGUCUUGCUCUAAUGUCUUGCUCUAAUGUCUUGCUCUAAUGUUUUGCUCCAAUAUCUUGCUCUAAUGUCUUGUUCCAAUGUCUUGCUCUAAUGUCUUGCUCUACUGUCUCGCUCCAAUGCCUUGCUCAAAUGUCUUGUUCUAAUGUCUUGCUCUAAUGUCUUACUUCUAUGUCUUGCUCUAAUGUCUUGCUCUAAUUUCAUGUCUUGCUCUAUUGUCAUGUCUUGCUCUAAUGUCUUGCUCUAAUGUCUUGUUCUAAUGUCCUGCUCUAAUGUCUUGCUCUAAUGUCAUGUCUUGCUCUAAUGCCUUGCUCUAAUGUCAUGUCUUGCUCUAAUGUCUUGCUCUAAUGUCUUGCUCUAGAGUCUUGCUCUAAUGUCUUGCUCUAAUGUCUUGCUCCGAUGUCUUGCUCUAAUUUUUGUGCUCCAAUGUCUUGCUCCAAUGUCUUGCUCUAAUGUCUUGCUCCAAUGAGGGUGAAGAUUGAACACAAAGUAAUUCAGAAUUUCGGCAUCACUUCAUCGUAUAGAAUUAAUCAAGUGCUCGUUCACUAGUGGUCAUCAAUUCCCCUCCAUUUGUUCUUAAUUCUCAUUUUUUAGUUGUAUAAAAGGUUACAUUUCUAAUCCUUACAUUCUUUUACCGCGAUAGAAUGCACCACAGAGUUAUGUGGGUGCACUUAACAACUUAACUUCCGUUUCUAACAUAGAACGCUUUAGGUUCUAAACAAAGAGCUACACUGAGAUCUUCGACCUCGUGCGUUUUUUUGAUGUCACAUAGUUUGUUGUAUCUUGUUUUGCUUUGUCUGUUGAAGAAGGCAUUUACCCUUUACGCCCUUUAAACUGUCCUGUCGUCCCCCCCCCCCAACCAAGUCUAAAAUGUGUGUUGUUACGCUUUUCAUUUACUUGACAACCCUAAAACUUCACUAUCUCGACUAUAAUUAAAGCUUUGCUCGGUUAUUGACUGCAGCAGCUGGGGCUUGUGACGUAAUCGAUGAGACUUUAGCUCUAAAUCCAUUAAAAAAAAUGUUUAACUGGCUGUAAAGUGCUGUUGAAUUGUGUUUCCCAGCUGCAACUUUAUGACCACGCGUCAUUUUGGAUCGAUGAAUUUACUUUCAACCUCACCAUCAAUGGGGAACUCUUUGGUGGGGGAAAACAAUAAUAUUGUAAAAAAAAAUUUUUUAUAUCAAGCUGUGUAAAUUUUACAGCUCCUUCAGGGGGAAUAAAAAGUGAUGUAAUAUUUGCUGUAAAUGUGUGUGUGUGGGGGGGCGGGGGGUUAAUACCAAGAUCGUGAUGAAACUUUUUAAAACUUCUUUAUUAUAUUAUUAUGUUUUCUCUUUGUAAUGAGAAACAAGAGUUAUGUUGUUAGUAGGGAUACGCCGCUAGGUCAUUAACCGCUGGGCUACUCAUAGUGCAUGCAAUGCGGUGUCUGAUAUUAAAUGGCUGCGAGAAUUGUCCUACGGCUAAAUGAAUACCAAGCUGGUAGCAGCAAUCCUACAAUACCAAUGAAUGCCACGCUGGUAACAACAGUCCUACAAUAACAAUGAAUGCCACGCUGGUAGCAGCAGUCCUACAAUACCAAUGAAUGCCACGCUGGUAGCAGCAGUCCUACAACAGCAAUGAAUGCCACGCUGGUAGCAACAGUCCUACAACACCAAUGAAUACCACGCUGAUAGCAACAGUCCUUCAACAACGAUGAAUGCCACGCUGGUAGCAACAGUCCUACAAUAACAAUGAAUACCACGCUGGUAGCAACAGUCCUACAACAACAAUGAAUGCCACGCUGGUAGCAACAGUCAUACAACAACAAUGGAUACCACGCUGAAAGCAACACUCUAACCACAACAAUGAAUUCUACGUUGAUAGCAGCUGUCUAACAACAACAACAAUGAAUACAAUGACGGAUGUUAAAUUCCUACAACAACAAUGGAUACAAUGAUUGGAUACAACAGUCCUACAUAACAAUGGACAAAAUGACGAUGCGACAUUCAUUACACCGACAACGAAUACAAUGAUAGAUACAACAGUCCUACAAACAACAAUGGGUACAAGGCUGAUAAUGAUAACAAAACAUUCCAUUUUUGACGUCUACAAUGGUUGGGGAUAAAACAAACCCAGUGCGUCAGACACCACUGUCACUGUGUCAGACACCAAUGCCACUGUCUCAGACACCAGUCUCAGUGUGUAAGGUGAAGCUACAGGAAAUUCCCAUAAAUGCUGUGACCCAGUCGGCAUGUCGGUCAACAAAGCCGGACAAUUUUUUAAAACACUGGAGCUUGUCACCUAACCUAUCCAGGAUGUCUGGUUUGACAUAUUUCCGACAUCGGUAUGUCUGACCGACGCGGUUGUUACCCAAUCCUGAAUGUAGCACAAGGGGAUAUCACCGGGUCAGGAUUGUAAUGCAUUCAUUGUUAUGGAGAGGAGCGUUUUAAAGAAGGGGCGAUUUUUCUAGGUUAUUUAAACCGGAAGCAGUUUAUCUGACGCAUUUGAUCACAGGGACAGGAUAUCAAGCAGUGGAUAAAAAUAGACUAAGUGACGUCAUAUCCAUAUUUGGGUAUAAAACGCAUAACCACGUCAAAUUCACUACAUAUGUUUGACUUCAUUGACUUUAUUUAUUUUGUUGUGCGUGAAUGUGAAAACCUUGUAAGUGUAGACUAGAAUAUCAUCCAUUACAAAAAGUGCACACAAGUACAAUAGAAAACAUUAUUACAAAACAGUGCACACAUGUACAAUAGGAAACAAUACAAAACAGUGCACACAUGUACAAUAGGAAACAAUACAAAACAGUGCACACAUAUACAAUAGUAAAAAAUACAAAACAGUGCACACAUGUACAAUAGGAAACAAUACAAAACAGUGCACACAAGUACAAUAGGAAACAAUACAAAACAGUGCACACAUAUACAAUAGUAAAAAUACAAAACAGUGCACACAUAUACAAUAGGAAACAAUACAAAACAGUGCACACAUGUACAAUAGGAAACAAUACAAAACAGUGCACACAUGUACAAUAGGAAACAAUACAAAACAGUGCACACAAGUACAAUAGGAAACAAUACAAAACAGUGCACACAAGUACAAUAGGAAACAUUAUUACAAAACAGUGCACACAAGUACAAUAGGAAACAUUAUUACAAAACAGUGCACACAUGUACAAUAGGAAACAAUACAAAACAGUACGCAAAUGUAAAAUAGUAAACAUUCCAUGACAGUGCACGAGUGUACAAUAGGAAACACUGCAAAACAGUGCACACAUGUAGGCCUACAUUAGGAAAAAAUACAAAACCGUACACAAUUGUAAAAUAGGAAACACUACAAUACCGUACACAAAUAAACAAUAUGAAACAUUACAAGACAGUGCACUUCAUUUCAAAAUUAUUUACAUUACGGCACUCGCUAAAGAGUCGUGAACAAUACAUAUAUUUUCUUUUAUAUUUACCACACACUGCUAUUCAUUUAAAAUAUCCCAAGGUGUUUCCCCUGUCAUUAAAAUAAAUGGACAGAAAGAGCUCAUGGCGCCUUUAAGCAACUUACCUUACCCCCCACCCCACCCCUUCUCCCCCAUGACUCAUUUAUUUAUAGAGGAAUACGCAACUGCAUAAUUUUUUUUAAAUUUUUUUUUUUUUUUUACAAUACCAUUUAUUGUUAAGCCACACACUCGCCACCAGGCCCACUCGCACGCGGUCACGUACACACACACCCACCGUUGGACAUAAACACGCACUUUACCUACACCCACCUACACGCAUUUGCCACCCGACCUACACACGCGCGUAAACGCAAACAAACACCCACUGUCGGACUGUUACCCCCCCCCCGACACACACAUUACACACUCCUCCUAUACACACUCACACACACUCGCACACACUAGCCACCCGACAUGUUUGCUAAGAGAACUUUUAAACUUUGACCUGAAUAAGAACCCUUCCAGGCAGCAAAUCACCACCACUGUGUGUGUGUGUGUGCAGUAUGUUAUAGGUCCGGGAAAUGAAAUGAAGAAAACCAUCAGAAGAAAAUCCUAGAACUUAAAAUCGUUUUUUUUUUUUUUUAAAUCUCAGUACUUUCAUCCAGGGGUGUGAGAUAAGGUCAACAUAAAAAUCUGUUACCAGACGACAUUCUGUGGUGCUACGUUUCCGGCCAGCCAUUCUUUCCUGGCCAAGCUGUUCUGAGAUAUCUCUUUUGAUUGCACGGACUAGAUAGAAAUCAUCAAUCGCUGCUCAUAAAGUAAGUAGUUUUUUUUUUUUAAUUUAAUUGUUUUUUUCUUUUUAAAAUUAUUUUUAGAAAAAUAUUUGAAAUGAGUUUUAUGAUUUUAUUUUGAUCAAUUCAUGGCAGGGGUGGCACCGUCCAGCAUCCCCCACCCUUUUUUCGACGGUCCACUUAUACACCCGUCAUCAUUUUAUGAGAUUCUUGGUUCUUCAUUUGACGUCACCGCGGAUUCAAAGACGGAUUACUCACUGAGACGAAAAUUGUCAACCGUCUAAGCCCUGUAGGGGGCAGCGGGUGGGAGUCUUCACAAAUCAAUCUACGUUAAGGCCGGGAGUUUGAUGAGCCCAGGUGGGCUAAUAUCAUGCUUCAACUCAUCUUUUAAGAAAGAGGGUGUGGGGAGGGGCUAAGGGUAAAAAAAAUAGCGAAAAUCGUCAAUUAUCCAAAUAUGUUGUUAGUCCUUUUCUGUACUUCGCGUUUUUUCUUUUGAACGCACUCUGCUAUAUACUGAAACAAAAUAAUGCGUCCAAAAAGGAAUUUGACACUAAAUUAGAUCGUGUGAACUGAAGUCAAAAUUCCAUUAAAUUUCCGUUCGACCAAACUUCGACUAAUUAUUUGCUCGACGACAUUUCUUUCAAACAAAUUUCCCGGUAAGCCUUGAUUCAUUAUCACAAGAAGUGCAAGACUUGAAGGUGGCCGCGGUAGACGGCACGAGGGCAAACGGUGGCAAAUUUGACAUCUCUGCUCUAGGAGCUGACUUCGUGAACUCUCCAUGACGGAAAAAAAAACAUGUUUAAGAUGAGAUGUAGAUGUGUGCAGGUGGGUCAAGGACGGUGGCAUGAUAAGCAAGUAGCAUGGUCAUGGUACGCUUUGACCUUGUCACAUGCCCAAGUUCCAUCUAUGUAUAAAACGGACAGGCUGACCUAGUACGAAUUUGACUGCUUUUAUCUCAGCGUUACAAGAGUGACUGUCAAUAGGAAUUUUUUUUGUAAUUCGCAAACCACUUAACUGUUUAAAGAAAUCCGGUUCUAGAACGGGUGAUGGGUUUAUAGAAUACUGGUAUAAACCAGUUAUGGGGUUUUAAAGACAUAGACAUUUCGACAUAGUCCAUACAGAUUUUUUCCAUCUGCGGUACAAUGUGUGCUGCAGUAUUUUGUAUCUUUUGGAGUCUCUGAAUUUGGUUCUGAGGCGAACCCCACAAACGGCGAUUACAGUAAUCUAAUCUUGACUGGAUUAGAGUUACUGCUACAGCAUUGGCUGUUCUCCUAGUGACUUGAGGACGCAGCUGACCAGAGGCGUAGCGUGGUGUGGGCAGGGGGACAGAUGUCCCCGGGCCCCAGCUAGUCAGGGGCGCCAAAAUGUGCUUUGAUAUUAUUUUAUUGAUGAAAAUAAUGGGUUUGAGAGUUGAAAAAAAGAAAAAGGGCGCUAAAAAUGGAUCUUGUCCCCGGGCGCGAAUCUUGUCCCCGGGCGCGAAUCUUGUCCCCGGGCGCCAAACACCCUCGCUACGCCACUGCAGCUGACCCAGGGCACGCAGAUGACAGAAGUCUGCUUUGACAACAGAACUGAUGACCUCUCCAUUCCCCGUCAAUUCGAGUCCCCUGUGGUUCUUUAUAUUUAAAAUAUAAAAAAAAAUAUUUAAUGUUAAUAAAAAGUUAAGGUUUAAAAAAAACAAAACAAACUACAACAACCAAUGGUCGGUGGCGAAACAGUAACCGGGGAAUCCCAUUAUCACAACCAAUGGUCGGUGGCGAAACAGUAACCGGGGAAUCCCAUUAUCACAACCAAUGGUCGGUGGCGAAACAGUAACCGGGGAAUCCCAUUAUCACAACCAAUGGUCGGUGGCGAAACAGUAACCCGGGAAUCCCAUUAUCACAACCAAUGGUCGGUGGCGAAACAGUAACCCGGGAAUCCCAUUAUCACAACCAAUGGUCGGUGGCGAAACAGUAACCCGGGAAUCCCAUUAUCACAACCAAUGAUCGGUGGCGAAACAGUAACCCGGGAAUCCCAUUAUCAUUUGAGUUACACAGAUUGAAUCUAAAAUGACGCAGCUUAAAUUUGUUACAGGACAUUAGUUUGUUACAUGAGAUCAUUAUAGACAGGCACAUGGAAGGCAUGCCACCACGAAGUCACGACGUCACGUGAACGUGACGCUAACGGCAAGGGGUGUGCACUCCUUGGAACACAACACCAACGUUUUACUAAGUAAAAGUGCCGGGCGAUGAAAGUCAGCGAAAGUGUUGAUGUGGUGUCGGUCUCUAGUGUUGAGGUGGAGAGACCGCGUUCGGAGAGGUUGGGGGGGGGGGUGCUUUUGAGUUUGAGAUAUAAAAGGUUGCUCGUAUCCUGAAGCCAAACAAUGUUUCUUAAAUUAAAAUGAAUUUCUAUUGAUAUAUUCCAUAACUGAACAGGUUUUAAACAGAUACAGCAAUUUAAAAAAAAAAAUCAAUUAAUAAAUCAAUUAAAAAGUUGUUAAAUAUGACGUCAUCAACGAUGGCGCUGAUUGUACUGGCCGUGACGACGUUGGCAGCGGCGGGAAAAGAUUUAACGGAUUUUCCCAGGGAUUCCUACGAUUUCAUUGUAGGUAAGUGUCAGUUCAUAGCAGAACCUUUCAUUUCAUUUGUUGUCAAGCUAGCCAUCAUGCCUGGAUCUACUCAGCUGACUAAUAGGCUGACUUGGCCUAUUUAUUAGGAAAACCACGGAUCAAAAAAAAAAAAAUCACGUUGGGAUGUGUUUUAUCAAGAAGUUACGCUGUUGCGUUUUCUGAUUUUAUAAUUUUUUUUUUUUAGUAUUUAAAAAAAAUGCUUAUCUAUCAGUAAAUGAUCUCUUAUUCCACUUGCACUCCUCACUUAUUAUCAGUCUUAUUUUCGAAAGCAGAACAUAUUUCCUGUACAUAAUUUUAUGUUGAAGUCACAUUAUUUGAAUAUCACUGAUCAUUUUAAAAAUUUUUGUCGAAGACGCUAAAAGACGAAUUUUUUAUAUAUUUUUACUUAUUCUUCCAAAAAUACAAUAUAUAGAGAUCAAAAUAUUUUAAAGAUUACGAUUAUUAUUAUUAUUAUUAAUGUAAUUAAAAAUUGUUUUUUUUUUUUAGUUUGGUUGAAAGCAUACGGGUGGUGGCCAAUGUUUCCUUUAAGCUGCGCGGCUGCGCGGCCACGCAGUAAUCUCACAGACGCCGCGCAGCAGUUUUGAAUACCGCGCAGCUAAUUUUUUCACUUAAGAGUGUGUUUUUUGUCUAUAGGCUGUAAAAUUUUGCGCACAAAAAAUUGAUGCUGUAAAAAUUUGCAUACAACUUUAUGAUUUUUCACACGAACCAACAAACCUUAGAGGGGAGCAUUGGUGGUGGCGGCCCUGAAUGGGGGGUGGGUCUGGCCGGUAGAAUAAAAAAAAACAACGUCUCACAAAAAUUUAAUGGACUACAUUUCAAAGAUGAACUCGGCUACUCCUUAAGCAAGUACAAAUGAAGACAACACCACCUAUAAGCGCAAUUUUAUUUUGAAAUUUUUUUUGAAUGACUCGGCUCCAAGAGAGGAACUGAUCAAACACAAGCUUCACGUUUAGUCCUCGUCCCAUAUUUCAUCUGAUUGUUUUUCCCCUCCGUCCCCCCCCCCCCCCCCCUCCAAGAAAGGUCCAGUGUAGUCUUGUGGUUAGUGAAAUAUCUCGACUUGCGGCGCAUGAUAUCUGAGCUACAUCUAAAAUUAUUCAAGAGACAUGUCGGCGUCCCGAAUUUGUGAGAUGGAAAAAAUAAAGACAAAAAUUGCUCGACUACACGGUUUGCCUGCAAAUAAAUUAAUGUUCAUCUUACUAGGAAAUGUGAGGAAUUCAAGGUGCAAAGUUUAGACCAGUGUUCGGCAAAUUCAUUCGUCAAAAGAGCCCAAACAACAAAAUCAGCAGCAGGACGAUUAACAUUUUUGGAGAGCCUAAUUUCUAUUCAAGAACCUGUCGGCUGGCCGAGCCGCACGCAGGUCGCUAAAGAGCCGCAUGCGGCUUGUGGGUCGCGAUUUGCUGGCCAUUGAUUUAGACCAUCUGUUACAUUUGGGGGGGGGGGAAUGGAUAAAUAAAAAAAAAACCAACAAAAAAAACCCAACAAAACAAAUAACAAAACAUUUCUGUUCCAGUUGUUUUUUUUUUUUUUGUAUAUCUCUCCGUACGUCUAUAUUGAGUAUUUGUAGACAAUCACACCAUUUUUUUUUGGUGAUUUUCCAUCUACAGUGGGCUCGGGGUCUGCGGGCGCCGUGGUAGCCAGUCGUUUGUCAGAGGAUGCGGGCGUCACGGUGCUGCUGUUGGAGCAAGGUGGGGACGACAGGGGCAUUCAGGACAUCUCCGUGCCCGGGUACGCCAGGAGGGCCUGGCUCAACCCAAACAUCUCAUUGACCUACAGCUCAGGUAAGCGGGCGUUGUGUGUACCCUGCGAGGUGAGCUAGUGGAAAGUGGAAUAUUAAGGAAAAGGGUUGGGGAGAGAUUUGGGGUGGAGUGCUGCUUGUCAUUCCAGCCUUAUUAAGAAGGGCAGGAAAAAAAAAAGAACAGCCCACAACUCUGUGAGAGAAAUAAAUAGAACGUAAUGAUAAGGCAGCAUUACUUUUCUUCGAUACAACUUGUAGAAAAGGGACUGUUACAUGCUAUACAAAGGACAGUUGCAGCAUUGCAGGACUGUAGCUAUAAAAAAAAAAUACAGAUAUGAAAAUAUAAAUACUGUGCUGCUUUUAAACUUUUAAGAAAUUUUGAUAAAUAUAAAAAGCUAUUCAACGUAUUUACAGCUUUUCAAAAUAUACUCUAUGCAAAAUAUUAAAAGACAUAUACAACAUAUAACAGGGAGGUUGGCUGGAUAAGCCCAGAACAAAAUCUAAGCGCCUCUCGACCUUUUGGAUAAGAUCAAGGUGAAGAGUCUGAUCUCAUUGCACCGUGUAGCCAAACUCGUGAGAGGACUGUGAUAUCUUGCUUGCUCUUCGUCAGGGGUCAGGACGAUCAGUGGAACAGUUGAGAGAGUUGCAAGUCCAAGAGACCCGCAAGGGCAUACUCUUAAGGGACUACCCCAGUUGCAAGACCAAGAGACCCGCAAGGGCAUACUCUUAAGGGACUACCCCAGUUGCAAGACCAAGAGACCCGCAAGGGCAUACUCUUAAGGGACUACCCCAGUUGCAAGUCCAAGAGACCAUCAAGGGCAUACUCUUAAGGGACUACCCCAGUUGCAAGUCCAAGAGACCCGCAAGGGCAUACUCUUAAGGGACUACCCCAGUAUUGCAGUACUUGUGGGGAACCCUUAAAAAAAUAAGAUCGCUACUCGGCCUUUUACUGAGAUCAAAAUGUGGUAUCUUUGCCCGUCAGGUGGUCAAACCUUCAUGGGUGGCCUGUGAUAUCUCCCUUUGUGUCUGGCCAUAGCGGGAAGAUCGGUUAAAUAAAUGAAAGAGCCGCAAGGCCAAGAGAUCCGCAAUUUAGACUUUGAAGGAAUGACCCUUGCAUACGGUACAACUGAGCGCCCCCCCCCCCCCCCCCCACACAGGAAAAAAAAAAUCUAGAAGUUAUGACACAUUUUUUUUCCUAACAAUCAAAUUUGAAACACUUUCUUUCGAAAACUUGAACACCUUGUUUUUAUAUAUGUAUGUAUUUAUUUAACUUACCAAGACGUAGCUUGAUGUCUGUAGAUAAAUUUAGGCUUUAGCAUACUCAGCAUUGGCUAAAUGAAAUGCUAAAGCAGGGGCACUUUAAAGGCUAAGCAUACAUACAUUUUUGAACGUGUUAGGUAUCAAAUUCAAUGUUAUUAUUUAAAAAUAUGUUGAUUCAACCCCCAAAAAAUGUAUUCCGUGUCUACCAAUUUGAGAAAAAGAGAGUUGAAAAAAAUACAAAAUUCUGUAUCUAAUUCUUAUUAUUGUUAACUGAUCCAUCAGGGUUAUAAGGUGAGAUACUAAGGACAACAAUAAGACAAAAUUUCAAAUUUGACAAUAAAAAAUCCUCCUUUUUUUUCAGAACCCAUGCCCGACAAAUAUAAAAGUUUGAAAAAUGGUCAGACCAACUGGCUCCGUGGAGCUGUGCUCGGUGGCUGCAGCAGCAACAACAACCUAGCUUACCAACGUGGGAGCAAACAGGACUUCGACAAGUGGGCUGAGACCGUCAAGGACGACGCCUGGAACUACGACCACAUCCUGUCGUAUUUCAAGAGACUGGAGAGAGUCACGAACCCGGAGCUGAAGACAUCCGUCUACCGUGGGUCCGACGGCCCCCUGAGCGUGACCAGGUCGUGCCCGAUCUACGGGCUGACCGACAAGAUUCUGGACGCGCUGCGGGAAAGUGGAAUCGAGUACAACGAGGAUCACAACGGCGAGUCUGUUCUCGGCUCGUCCCGCACCCAGCUCAACACCGAGAACGGUGAGAGGGUCAGCACGUCCAAGGCCUACAUCCACCCGUUUCUCGGACGCGCCAACCUGGACGUCGUCGUCCACGCGUUGGUUGAAAAAGUCGUCAUCGCCAACAAGAAAGCCGUAGGCGUUCAGAUGCAGAAAGGCGGCCAGACGUACAUCGUGAAAGCCAACAGGGAGGUCGUCCUCUCGGCCGGAAGCCUGGGCUCGGCCCAGCUGUUGAUGCUGUCGGGGAUCGGUCCCCGGAAGCACCUGGAGCAGUUGAACAUCCCGGUCGUUGUCGACUCCCCCGUCGGCCAGAGCCUCCACGAUCAGGUCAUGUUCGACCUGGCUAUGGCCAUCGACAAGCCCAUCGGCACACCCGCCGGGGUCCUGACGUCUACUUGGGCGUUGGGUGAGUAUGCGACGCUGAAGACCGGACCGCUCUCCGUGUCUGAUUCUGGAGUCGUGUUUUACGUGGGGAGCACAGACGAGGCGAGGAGGUUGGCGUGGCCGGACCUAAUGAUCCUGGUGUCACUCUCGGUCUCCGGUACGGCGGCAAUGUUAGGGGUAACAUAUAUUUUCUAUUAUACAAUAUCUUUUCCAGUAAAACUUCCAAUCUUUAUGGCAUUUUAAUUUGUUUGGAGAAUAUUAAUGUAACCAAUAGAAAACAAAUUCCAAUAUUUGAAAGACAUUUUUUUACGUUUAACAGACAGCUGUUAUUGUAAAAAAUAAAAAAUAGAUGACGCCAAUUUUUUCUUCUUUUUCCCUAUUUCUCGAAGUAUUGUUUGAUGUUUUUUCAAAAUAAAACAAUAUCGGAACAAUACGUGUUUGAGCGUAAAAAAAAUAAGGACAUUUACAAGGACAUUUCGGCCAAAUGUCAUCUACAGCAGACAAGACAAAACUUGCAACAAUAAAUAAAUAGAGAUUUAAAACUUAUAUCAAUUUAUAAUUGUCUUAAUCCCUGUUUAGAAACUGGAAUGUUUGUUAUCUUUUAAAUUUGUUUUCGUUUGAUUUUUAGUCUUCAAUAAUAUGUCAAAUUAUGUGAAUUCAUUUUUAAAAAAAAAAUUAUAAUUGGUACCAAUUCCACAAUCCACGAAGCGCAGUAGCUAGCUGACAAUGCUCUAUGUUUCUAGCUUAAAAUUUCCUAUGUUUAUAGCUGACUAUGUUCCAUAUUUCACAGAGCGGCUAUGACGAUGCUACAGUCAGCGGCUUGUCCAGUCGUAACAACGUCACCUCCGGGUUCACCUUUAAUCCGACGCUCCUGAGGCCAGCGAGCACAGGGAGUCUCAGGCUACGAAACAACAGGACGGGCAACAACUUCAUCAUAGAUCCAAACUACUUCGCCGAGUCGCAGGACGUGGAAGCCCUGGUCGAAGCGGUGGAGAUCUGCAAGAACGUUCUCAAAUCGAAGACCAUGAGGGAUCUCGGAGCCAGGCUGGUGGACACAAAACCGUUGAAGAUUUGCGAAAGUCUCGUGUUCGAUUCCAAAGAUUAUUGGCGGUGUGUGAUCAAGGCAAGGCCCCGAAGCCUCAAUCACAUCACGGGAACCUGUAAAAUGGGGUCAGCCGAUGACGUCAGCGCCGUCGUUGACCCCCAGCUGAGGGUGAAGGGGAUUGUGGGACUCCGGGUCGCGGAUGCAUCCAUCACGCCUCACGUGGUUUCAGCCAGCACGCACGCGCUGGCCGUCCUCAUCGGAGAGAAAGCGGCUGACAUCAUCCAAGGAAAGCAACUCCCGCCUACGGUGAUUUUAAAGCAGAAUAACGCCAGCACGCAGUUGUGUCCCACGCAGCAGGUUGUCAUGGUAAUGUUGUCGAUUUUUUUUCUUUUACUCAUGUAACAUUUUUUAUACAAAAAGACUUUUUAAUCUCUUAUACAGUGUCAUAUAUUGUAAAUAAUUAAUUUUUUCAUUGCCUUUUAUAAAAAAAAUGUAUUGCUUUCAAUAAUAAAAUUGAUCUUAAAAAAAUAAUAACAUUUCAUUACUUUUAAUAUCCAAGCUUGGUAGGUUGCCUGCAUUCGACGCACUUAAGAAAACACUUUUCUAGGUUCAGCUUAGUAAGAACUUACCCAUUUAGUCAGAGAGAAGUGCAUACAGCGGAGAUAUAUCACUUAAUUGUAUCACAUCCAAAAAAAAGCGUUUGGUUGAAACAUUCGCUGGUGUGAUUCCUCCCCAGUAAAGCCGCCCAAUCAUA
Lymnaea stagnalis (great pond snail) is the source of this 14875-nucleotide messenger RNA. NCBI's taxonomy places the organism in Eukaryota, Metazoa, Mollusca, Gastropoda, Lymnaeidae. The record is from the annotation of a GenBank genome assembly.